AUGUUUGGUGCUGCUGUGGUACUGGGUCAGGAUGGCUGGAGUGUAACAUACACCACUCAGAGUAUCUGUACCUUGAAGGGGUCAACAGUGAAGCUGUCCUGCUCUUACACAUAUCCCAGAGGUUAUACAAUCACAACAACGUUUUGGUUCACUAAACAUGAUGCUGGGGAGAAUUAUGUAAGUCUGAGUGAUGAACCAGACUACAAAGGACGUGGGACAUACCGUAAGGAUAAAGAGAAUGGUCACACCCUGUCAAUCACAGACCUGAGAGAGAGUGACUCAGCUACGUACAAAUUCAGAUUUACAGAUCAGACUGGAGGAUGGAGAUAUACUGGCAUUCCUGGAGUCACUCUGUCUGUCACAGGUCUUCAGGUGAAGGUGACUGGUGAGACACUGACCUGCAGCACCACCUGUACUCUGACUGACAACCCCACCUACAUCUGGUACAAGAACGGACACAAAGUAAAGGAGGACACUUCCAGCCUGUACUCAGACUCCUUUAGUGAUGCAGACAGUUACUCCUGUGCUGUAAAAGGCCAUGAGGAUCUCCUCUCUCCUGCAGUGUGUCAGAAGUGUUGGAGUGUGACUUACACCCAUCAGAGUAUCUGUGCUUUGAAGGGGUCAACAGUGAACAUAUCCUGCUCUUACACAUAUCCCAGUUAUCAUGAGAUCAAAAAAGCUUUGUGGUUUACUAAAUGGGAGUCUGGUAUGGAUGCUGAAGAUCUGAGCUCAGUGCCAGGGUAUGAGGGUCAUAUAGAGUACCUUGGGGAUAAGAAGAAUGACUGUACCCUGAGAAUCACAGACCUGAGAUUGAGUGACUCUGCUGGGUACAUGUUCAGAUUCAUAACAUCUGGAGAUAAGUUUUCUGGCUCACCUGUCUCCCUGACUGUCACAGGUAAUCUGUCACACAUUUCACAUACAGUUGAAGUCAGACGUUUACAUACACCUUAGUCAAAAACAUUUAAACUCAGUUUUUAACAAUUCCUGACAUUUAAUCAGAGUAAAAAUUCCCUGUUCUAGGUCAGUUAGGAUCACCAAAUUAUUUUAAGAUUGUGAAAUGUCAGAAUAAUAGUAGAGAGAAUGAUUUAUUUCAGCUUUGAUUUCUUUCAUCACAUUCCCAGUGGGUCAGAAGUUUACAUACACUCAAUUAGUAUUUGGUAGCAUUGCUUUU
This is a messenger RNA of Salvelinus fontinalis (brook trout), 1171 nucleotides long. RefSeq lists its product as uncharacterized. Bases 1 to 951 code for a protein of 316 amino acids. NCBI's taxonomy places the organism in Eukaryota, Metazoa, Chordata, Actinopteri, Salmoniformes, Salmonidae. The transcript has 4 exons. The record is from RefSeq and is a predicted model, not a curated record.